Messenger RNA from Penicillium daleae, 1002 nucleotides. Its product is annotated as zinc-dependent alcohol dehydrogenase. Gene Ontology annotation, molecular function: zinc ion binding; oxidoreductase activity. The record is from RefSeq and is a predicted model, not a curated record. The transcript is spliced from 3 exons. NCBI's taxonomy places the organism in Eukaryota, Fungi, Ascomycota, Eurotiomycetes, Eurotiales, Aspergillaceae. Bases 1 to 1002 code for a protein of 333 amino acids.
AUGGUGAAGGUCCCAGUCCCAGGUCCCGAUGAAGUUUUGAUCAAACUCAAUGCCACCGGUAUUUGCUAUUCAGAUAUCCACUACAUGUUAAACGACACUGGUUGUAGAAAAAUGUCAGCAUCGGGUAUAUGCUCCGCUGGCCACGAAGGGUCAGGUGUGGUUGUUAAGCUAGGUGAAAACGUGACGACAUUCCAGGUUGGGGAUCGCGCCGGCGUAAAGCCAGUUUGGAACACCUGCCGAUCCUGCAGUCUUUGCUGGGGAGGCAAAGAGGUCCAUUGCCAAAAGAAGAUCCUCACUGGGGUGGGUGCCACUGGAACCUUCCAACAUUAUAUUGUUUCCCCAGCGCGAUACACCACUGUGAUUCCAAAGGGAGUUCCGGAUCACGUUGCCGCCCCCGCGAUGUGCAGCGCGGCUACCGCAUAUCGCUCCAUCAGAGAAUCUGGACUCGCCGUUGGAUCAUGGGCCACAAUCAUCGGCGGAGGCGGUGGCGUUGGGAUUCAAGCUGUGCAGAUAGCAAAAGCUUUUGGGCUACGGCCCAUUGUUGUUGACACAGGAAGCGACAAGCGUGUUCUAUCAUUAAAGAUGGGCGUAGAGGCCUUCGUUAAUUUCAAAGAGUUCCCAGAUACUGUUGCAGAGGUUAUUCGUCUCACUGGAGGUAUAGGAUCCCACGGUGUUUUUGUUACAGCGCCCCCUGCAUAUCCAACAGCUAUCGGUUAUAUCGGUGCCAGAAUCGGGGGAGUGAUUAUGUGCAUUGGCCUACCUGCAGCCUCGUCUGGUCACAACAUGAAUGUGAACCCCACUAUGAUGAUCUUGAAGAAUCUGUCAAUCAAAGGAAUAUUGGUGGGUACAAUGGAGGAUACAGAGGCAGUGUUGCAACUUGUUCAAAGGGGCUUGGUGCAAGAAGUCUGUGAGGUCUUGCCCUUCGAAAAGUUCCCUGAAGCGGUGGAUCGACUCCGCAAAGGACAGGUUGCCGGGAAGCUUGUGAUAGACUAUGAAUCUUGA